This is a messenger RNA of Patella vulgata (common limpet), 7901 nucleotides long. Its product is annotated as neuroligin-4, X-linked. NCBI's taxonomy places the organism in Eukaryota, Metazoa, Mollusca, Gastropoda, Patellidae. The record is from RefSeq and is a predicted model, not a curated record. Gene Ontology annotation, molecular function: neurexin family protein binding; signaling receptor activity. The transcript has 7 exons. Gene Ontology annotation, biological process: synaptic vesicle endocytosis; neuron cell-cell adhesion; presynaptic membrane assembly. The coding region runs from base 464 to 3196 and encodes 910 amino acids. Gene Ontology annotation, cellular component: synapse; postsynaptic membrane; cell surface.
AUAAAACAAAUGGUUUACGAUCAGUUGAACCGCGGUCCGAUUACACAAGUCUAGGCAACUUAACACAGAUUGUGUCGAGAUUGGUAAUACUGGAUAUUGGAUUGUCGAAUGAGUUUUGUGAAAGCGAAGAUAAAAAAUUGAGGAUUUACCGAAUAGUUUAAAAUGAAUGAUAUUAAAUGUUUUGUGAUAAAUAUGUGAAAUAUUGUAGACGAGGAGAAGACCAGUAUAGGUGUAUGUAGUAUUUGUAGGUAUAUGCGCUGUUAUCUUAUGUGCGUCGUAAGAAGUAUUUUAGAUUUUAAAGAAUUAUCUAUAGAUGCAAAGUUACUUACUGAAGACGAAUUUUCUAGAAUGGAAAUCUGUGUUUUAACAAAAACAAUCUUAAAACUAUGAUGUGAAUAUUUGACAUACCUCAUAUUAUAUAUUUUUUGUGAAACGUCACAUUCUGACUUACAAAACAAAAACUAUGGAGAAUUGGAUUCUACUAUCGAUUUAUACAACAUUAUUAUGGGAUAUAGUGGGAAGUGGCGUCAUAAAACAACGCUUAAGUGACCAUACUGUGACAACAAAUCAAGGUCGAAUAAGGGGUGUGGUCGUGACCUUUAUUAAACCUGUAAUGGACCUACGACCAGUGACAGCUUAUCUGGGUUUGAGAUAUGGCGACAUACAAGGAGGAGAACUGAGAUUCUUUCCGCCGAAAAAUCCGUCUGAGCGAUGGUCCCUAGUAAAAUCAACAGUUGACAUGCACGCCGUAUGUCCACAAAAGAUACCGAAAAUGAACAUGUCUCCUUUGAAUCCCUUUAUGGAUAAUAUCAUCCCGUUUUUAAGCAAACAGACCGAGGAUUGUCUGACUUUGAAUAUUUAUGUUCCACAACAAGAAUGGAACGAAACAUCUCCUUUUGCCGUAAUGGUGUUCGUUCAUGGUGAAUCAUACGACACCGGAACCGGAAACGCAUAUGAUGGAAGUGUUCUUGCCAGUUAUGGUAAUGUGAUAGUAGUAACAUUAAACUACAGAGUUGGGGUGUUAGGUUUUCUUGCCACGGGAGACAACUCCGCAAUGGGUAACUAUGCACAACUAGAUAUAAUCCAAGCUCUUCAUUGGUUGAAGGAAAACAUAGUCAGUUUUAAUGGUGAUCCGGGUCGUGUUACCUUAUUUGGUCAUGGUCACGGUGCCGCCAUUGUUAAUCUUAUUUUAUUAUCACCGUUUGUCCAGGAAGGCCACGGACCACUGUUCCAGAACGCCAUUGUCCAGAGUGGAUCGGCUCUCAGCACUUGGGCGGUCUCCUACGAUCCAGUAUGGUGCACACAAAAGUUAGCAGUUAAUGUAAAUUGUUCCCGCCAUAUUUCAAACUCUCGUGCUUUAGUGAAAUGUUUACGAGAACGUUCCUGGUCGGAAUUAGUGAAUGCAGUGCCACUUCCGCCUAAGUACUAUUCAUGUUUUGCGCCCUCUAUUGAUGGGUGGAGUGUUUUACCAAAAAAGGUGGAGGAUCUUAUGAAAAAGAAACAGUCCAAAUUUGCGGAAGCCAAAGUGAUGUUUGGAAUUACAAAAAACGAAGCCUAUUCUUACCUUAAACAACACGAGAUUACGAAAGGGAUUUCGGAAUUCAGAAAAUCCCAGAUGAUUAGAACUUAUGUUCAAAAUGUGUUCAAAUAUCAUAGACAAAAAAUAUACGAAAUUUUAGACCACCAUUACACGGACUGGAACCGAAUGUCGGAUAAGCUUAGUAAGCGCAAUAAUAUCCUGGAACUGCUUAGUGACGGACAGUAUGUUGCUCCGCUGAUCAAAGCGGCGCAGUAUCACGCUGAGACGGCAGAAACGUAUCUCUACGCCUUCAGUUAUUCAACCCAAACUGAAGAAAGUUUAACAGAAAAUGUGCAUGGUAUCCAUGGCGAUGAACUACCUUACGUGUUUGGUGCUCCUCUAGUUGGUGGUAUCUCGCCGUUUCCGGCGACUUAUACAAAUGCUGAAAGGAUGAUCAGUGAAGCUGUGAUGACGUACUGGACAAAUUUUGCCAAAACAGGUGAUCCUAACCUACCACGAAAUCAGACAUCACUUCAUGGUGGACGAGUGAAAAACAGAUUCGUCAACAUCGAUUGGCCCAAGUUUGAUCUGGAGAACCAACAGUUUCUGUUAAUAGGUGGGUCUGAUGCGCCGCUCUGUCCAGGGUGUGGCCCAUCCAACAAUACGACAGCUCGAAGACCAACAGUUCGCCACCAUUAUAGAGGACAGAAACUAGCUCUGUGGUUGGAUCUGAUUCCUAAAAUAGAUAAACCGGAUGGUUCGGAUCCAAGUCAGCAUUUGUUACACAACUCGGAUAAUUCAUCUUCGUUCGAUGACUAUAGCAGAUUGAUACCCUCGUUCGAAAAUAUCUUCCCAUCGCCGCCCGCCAUGCCCCCUAUAGCACCUACGCCAUGGAGCAUACCAAAAGGCGGACAGUGGUCAACUGAAAGUAACUUCCCUGAAGAAACAUCUGACAAUGUCAGGAAUAGGGCAUUAGUUCAACCCCCAGAGGGUUCGACCAUCAUCAAGGGGAGUAACCCCUUUUCGUUACAUAAUCCUGAAGAACAGUCUACGGCUGUUAUAUCUCCGGUCGAUCAAAGUUCCGACUCGUCUGAAAGUUCCGUCCCAUUAAGCAUCACAGUAGCGGUCGGGUGUUCUCUCUUAUUUUUAAAUAUUCUUAUUUUCGCUGGCGUCUUUUAUCAAAGGGAGAGGAUCCGUAAAAUGAAACGACGACAGCAACGGGAGGAUCGCGAGGAGGAUCCAGACGAAGUUAAAUUAUCCCGAAAAAUUGAAAAGGAGAAUCGAACAGCCGCUGGUGCUGCCUGUGUUGAGAGUGUUAGUCUCAUGUCGAAUCCGUCAAGUAACCAGUCCCCCGUGAAAGAUAAUCACAGUCCCCAAAUAAACUCGAAAUCAGCAAUACCCGGCAAACAACUACCUUCAUUAGGAUAUUCAUACGCCGUAGUUCCUAAUCAAACUUCUUCUCCAUUACAUCGUUCCCAUGGUGAGCCGCCAUAUAACAAUAUACCAUUAACUACUUUUAACCCGGGGGACAGGCCUGGGGGGAAUACGUAUGUCCCCGCGGGUAAUUCUCGGGGUCAUGAACCAUACACACGAACAGAGAGUGACGGAACAACGUAUAAAGUUAUCAAUAAGACUGGUGAUCCCGGUGGGUCUAAUAACGCGAUAACUAUAGUCUAGCAGGGUGUCAUGGUGAUAGUUCUGAGGAUUAUUAUUUAAAGGGAGAUAACUAUGAUUUGUAUCUAUGUAAAAUGUGUGUCAAUUAAAAAAAAGAGAAUUAGUGUUGGUGAUUUCCGUGCUUAUGCAAAUAGUGAAAAUGAAUUUGCAUAUUUUAUAAAUAAUGAACUAAGAGGAAGAAGUAAAAUGGCGGACUAAAUACGUCUUUCGUAGGAAUUAUUACGAAUGAAAUACUAAACGAAUAAAAAUGGGAGUUAAUAUAUCGACUUGAAAGGAAGGACGUAAGAUACAAUAAUAUAGUCUUUGAAGAUAAACUGGUUAUCCAUAAAUUUCCUGGGUUCGAUCUGAUAUGCAUUGUUUUGAAGUACAGGCCCGAAUCCGUAUCUUAUCUUUUCUAGCUUUAGAGGUGUAGUUAUUUGGACUGCUCAGGCCUUAGAGUUUUUGGCUUAGCCUGAUCAUGACUUCAUAUAACACAAUUAUUGGGUAAUCAUUUAGUUGAUUUCUAGAAAUGCAGCUGAAAAGUUUGGAAAGCCAAACGGAUUGUUUCCAAUUCAACAAACGUUUCUCUGAAAAUGAAUGAAAAGAAAUGGGAUUUAAAUUAUUUGACUAACUUUUUUAGAAGUAAUUCGACUGAACAUCGUAGCUGUCCAUUCCAACUCAUAUUUCUAAAUCUUAAUUUUGAAAUGUAAAGAAUUCUCUUGUGAAAUAAUGUAGUUUAUCUAUAACAGUAAAUGAAUGUGGUUACCCGCAAGACGAACUCAAGAACAAUGAGAAAUAAAGACUAAUUUAAUGAGAUAAUUCUCAAGUAAAUAACAACAACACGGGAUAAAGUAUUGGUGUUUUGUUAUAAACAUGUAUAUACAUUCAAUAAUAUUGUAACCUGUUUUAAAUCAGAUGUCGUUUUCGUUCCCGAUAAAAUGAACAAGGAUACACUUGUAUGGCAUCAGAUGUGAAAGCUUAAGCCUAGACGCGUCACUUGCGUGUGUUCGGCACCGUAGAGACUUUUGGUCCCGCCAAAGCUUAAGCAUAGCUCACAAUCCUGCGUGCUACUACGGACAAACUACGGGGAAAUGUUUGUAAACCCGUACGUGAGACAUACGCGUCACUUGCGUGUGUUCGGCACCGUAGAAGAUCAGGGCCCUGUUUCUCGAAAUCUUAACUAAAGAUAAAUUCAAAUGUUAGUAGAUACUUUAAUUUUGAUUGGCUAAGCACUAAAAUCAAUCUAAUAUUAUCCAAUGAAAUUACUAAAAUUUGGAUUUUAUCUUAGUUAAAAUUUCGUAAAACAGACCCCAGAUCUUUUGGUCCUGCACAUACAGCGGUUUCUUGCUGUUGGUCUGUGAGCUACCAAACCCAACGACCCGUGCUGGAUGUGAGCCAGACUUGAGGUGGUAGACACAGCCUGACAAGGCUCUCCAAACAGUUAUAUUCGGAUUAAAACUGGGUGUGUAGUUAUAAACUGUUAGAAGAUUUUAUAAUAUAAAAUCAGUACAUGAGCCUUAUUCACGGAAACUGAAACUGAAAUAUUUUGAGAGUGGUAAACGUUGUACCAAGGGUGAUUUACAGCCAAUGGAAUGGUUAAAUCUUUAAAGAUACAUUAUUUAAGAGCUAUAUUUGCCUUUUGCAGGUCUUUCCUUAGGCCUUAAAUGAUAUAUAAAUUAUUAAUUAGACAUUUUAUUAACAUGACCAGACCAUAAUCAACUCUAUAGACCGUCGGAUACUCAAGAUUUUAACUAGAUUAGAACGGUUCGGUCAUUAAUUAAUGAUUUAAUUUUAAAAAGGUGAUGCGAGGUUAAAUUAUUAUUUUACAUUUUAUUAACAUGGCAAGACCAUAAUCAACUCUAUAAGCCAUCGGAUACUCGAGAUUUUAAGUAGAUUAGAACGGUUUGGACAUUUAAUGAUUUAAUUUAAAAAUGGAGAAGCGAGGCUAAACCUUGAAUUUCCCAGUAACGUGGUUACGAUAAUACAUCUUGUCAAAACUACAAACAGUGAUAACUUGGCUCAGACUAAAGUAAUUUGAAUGCAAUUUUCAGUGUAUUCAUUUUGCAUUAUCUAUGUUUGAAUUAUAAUAGCAGGAACGGUCAGCUCUUUAUCUAAAUCUUACAUAAUGUAUCUUUAAGAUAGUUUUAGAAUUCAACCUUUUCAUUGGUCGUGAACAAAAAUUGGUAUACUUAGAUAUUUGAACUUCUAGCCAUUGGAAAGACUAAAUUAAUAAAACAUUUGUAAAAUACAAUCGUUUCAUUAACUAAGAGUUAAAUUUGUUGUAAGAUUUUAACUUCCAGCCAAUGGAACGGGUAAAUCCAUAAAAUAUUUUUAGAAUGCAAUAGUUUUAUUGGGUAAGAUCGAACAUUUGUACUAGGAUUUUUUUUUAUCUUCUAGCCAAUGAAUAAGACUUUGGAUGUAUUAGAAUUAUUUGUUGAUUGUUUUUGUUAAUUAUAAUCAAAAUGUAUAUUUGUACAUAUGUUAUAUCAGCGAGAUGCUUUAUACUAACCUCUUUUACGCGGUAAUUCAGUCAGGAUUCAUCGGCAAAUUCCGUAAACCAAUUUAAAGGGUUACUACAGAAACUUACUUAUUAGUCUUGGAUUCCGUCUGACGAAUCGGUGUUGGUAUAGGGGAGGGGAGGUGGGUUUAACGCAUGCACGUGAAAUCACAAGGUUAUUGUCAAAAUUAAUGCCUUUGGUAUUAUUAUGGCGAAAUAAGCUUUUAUUUCCCGAUUGACAAUAACUUUUCGGAAGGCGCAAUUAUAUCUUUGAUGUGGGUGAAAACAAAAGUGAUGGGGCUUAUUCACACGGGAGAGAGAGAUAUAAAAUUAGUUCUUAGAAGACCAUUAUAUAUGACAUAAACGAAAGCAGCACCGUUAAUCUAAAUAACACAAAAUGUAUCUAUUUUAAAAUUGUUUGGGACAAAUCAAACUGUUGACGGAAGUAAUCCCUUCCACAUAUUUUAUAUUGUACAGUGAACAGUGUAUAUAUGAAUAUAUUGUGUCUGUUUAUAUAUAUAUUUAUUGAAAUGUCUAUCUUAUGUUUGAUUUAUAUGUGACAACAAAGAACCACGUUGUAUUAGAUUUGAUUAACCCCUAUUCCUUAACUCCUUUUAUUUGAACCACAGCAAAUUACGACCUAACAUUCGUUGAGUCAAGUGGCGUGGUUUCGAUUCCCAAAUUUAAACAACGGAUCAGAUAGAGGAAUAGAUUAAGGACCAUAGAGGGAAAUCGGAUAUCGACCAGAUAGGGAAUGGAAGAAAGGACUACAUAUGAAAAGAUCAAGUAUCGACCAUAUAGGUAAAGAUCUACCAUCGACCAUUUAUGAAAGGAUCUAUUAUCGACAUCAUAGGGAAAAGAUUGGUUUUCUACGGCCCAUGAUAAGUCUGCCGCAUUUUUUUUAUUCGAUAAUAUAUCUCUUCAAUACCUGAUAUUCCCGAUAAAUAUGUACAUAGUGUGAAGGUCUGAUAACGCGUAAAUUCUGUUAAAACACCUUGUACCCAGUCGUUGCAAUAACUCUUUCCUUGUAUCCAGUUAUUGCAGUAACUUAGUCAUUUUACACAAUUAUUAUAAUAACUUGAUCCUUAUACCUAGUUUUUGGUCCUUAUACUCACUUAUUGAAAUAUAUUGGUCAGAACAGCUAGUUAUUUAUUUAUUAGUUAUUGUAAUAAAUUUGGUCCUUGAACCCAGCUGUUGUAAUAAUUUGGUCUUAAAACUCAGUUAUUGUAAUAUCUUAGUCCUUGUACUCAGUCAUCGCAUUAGAUUGGUUCUUGAACCAAGUUAUUGUAAUAACUCAGUCCCAGUACCCAGACAUUGACAUAACCCAUUUAUUCUACACCGUUAUGGUACUAUCUUGGUCCUUAUACCACGUUAUUCUAAUAACUUGGUCUUUAUACCAAAUUAUUGUAGUAUUUUGGUCCUUACAAACAGUAAUUGUAAUAACUUGGUCGUUACACCCAGUUAUUGUACUAAUUUGUUUAUUGUAACUGGCUAUGGUAAUAACUGGCUCGUUAUGCUCAGUUAUUGUAAUAACGUCGUCCUUGUUCUCACUUGUUGUAAUAAUUCGGUCUGUAUACCAAUUUCUUGUAAACAGUUGUACUUACUCGGUCCGUGUACCCAUUUCUUAUAAACAGUCGCAGUUACUCGGCCCCUGUACCCAUUUCUUGUAAACAGUCGAACUUACCCUGUCCGUGUACCCAUUUCUUGUAAACACUCGUACUUACUCCGUGUACCUAUUUCUUGUAAACACUCGUACUUACUCGGCCCGUGUACCUAUUUCUUAUAAACACUUGUACUUACUCGGCCCAUAUACCCAUUCCUUGCAAACACUUGUACUUACUCGACCAGUAUACCCAUGUUUUGAAAAUACUUGUACUUACUCGGCCCGUGUACCCAUUUUUGGGAAACAAUCGUAAUGGUACUUACUCGGCCUGUAUACCAUUUCUUGUAAAAACUGAUACUUACUCGGCCCGUAUACCCAUGUCUUGUAAACACCUAUACUUAAUCGGCCCGUGUAUCCAUUUAUUGUAAAUAUUGUAAAUAUUUGUUAUCAAACAGUAUGUAGAUAGUUGGAGUAGAUUAGGCUAGGAUUUACUAAUAAAUAAAUAAAUAAAUAUAUGAAAUAAAUAAAUAAAUAAAUAUAAUAAUGAAAAUAAAUAUAAGUUUGAACAUAAAUGAAAGUGUGAAGUUUUCGCAGCUAAUUUAUAUGUAAAUAAAAGGAAAUGUAAUUAA